AUGGCGGGCAAGGCGUCCUUGAAGCGAGCAGAGGACUUUGUCGACUUCCUCAAUGCCUCGCCCAGUGCAUUCCACGCUGUCCACUCAGCGAAGCUCCGCCUGGAGAAGGCCGGCUUCAAGCAGAUCAAGGAGCGAGACCCCUGGUCGUCCCACCUCCAACCAGGCGGCAAAUACUACCUCACCCGCAACGCCAGCACCAUCGUAGCCUUCGCCAUCGGUUCGGCAUGGAAGCCGGGCAACCCUGUAGCCAUGGUGGGCGCCCACACCGACUCGCCCUGCCUCCGAAUCAAGCCCGUCUCCAAACGCACCGGCGAUGGCUUCAUGCAGGUGGGUGUUGAGACGUACGGUGGCGGCAUGUGGCACACCUGGUUUGACCGAGACCUGGCCAUUGCGGGGCGGGCGAUGGUGAAGGGCAAGGACGGGAGCAUGGAGAUGCGCUUGGUGCGGGUGCGGAAGCCGAUCUUGAGGAUACCCAACCUGGCGGUGCAUUUCGGUGGAAGUGUGCCGUUCGAGUUCAACAAGGAGGCGCAGCUGUUCCCGAUUACGGGGCUGGUGAGCGCUGAGCUCAACCGGACGGGCAAGACCGGAGAGGAGGUCAAGAAGGAGGAGACGGAGAAGGCUUCAGGAGCGGGCUAUGAGCCUUUCAAGACGCCUACACAACGACACCACCCAUAUCUGAUCGACCUGAUCGCCAAGGAGGCAGAAUGUAAACCGGAUGACAUUUUGGACUUCGAGCUCGUUCUGUACGACACGCAAGCCUCGUGCAUUGGUGGGUUGAACGAUGAGUUCGUAUUCUCUGCACGUCUGGACAACCUGGGCAUGACCUACUGCGCUGUCGAAGGUCUCAUCCAAUCUCUCACCUCACCAACCGCGCUCAAGGACGACCCUACGAUUCGCCUAAUAGCCUGCUUCGAUCACGAGGAGAUUGGCUCCAACUCAGCACAAGGCGCGGACAGCAACAUGCUGCCCUCUGUAAUUCGCAGAUUGUCUUGUAUUCAAUCAUCAGCAACACCAGCCUCAUCCGAUAGCGAGAAGUCUUAUGACCGCGUCAACAGCGGCGAUCAAGACACCAGCACAGCGUACGAGCAGACCCUCUCGACAAGCUUCCUGGUCUCAGCAGAUAUGGCCCACUCAGUCAACCCCAACUACAGCGGAAAAUACGAGCCCGAGCACAAGCCGGAGAUGAACGCAGGCACGGUGGUCAAGAUCAACGCCAACGUCCGCUACGCCACGAACUCACCCGGCAUCGUCCUGCUCGAAGAGUGUGCGAAGCGGGCCAAAGCCGCUUCCUACCAGCCACCUGGCUCCAAGUCCAGCGGCAAGGACACCGGCGUGCCAUUGCAGCUGUUCGUGGUGAGGAACGACAGUCCCUGCGGCAGCACCAUCGGUCCUAUGCUGUCGGCGGCUCUGGGCACGAGGACAAUCGACGUCGGAAACCCACAGCUAGCCAUGCACUCGAUCCGGGAGACGAGCGGAUGUUAUGAUGUCGAGCACGGCGUGAAUCUCUUCGACAGUUUCUUCGAGCACUACGGCGCGCUGGAACCCAAGAUACUCGUCGAUUGA
Molecule: messenger RNA, 1563 nt
Organism: Saxophila tyrrhenica
Lineage: Eukaryota; Fungi; Ascomycota; Dothideomycetes; Mycosphaerellales; Extremaceae
Exons: 3
Coding region: 1-1563 (520 amino acids)
Biological process (GO): proteolysis
Cellular component (GO): fungal-type vacuole
Molecular function (GO): metalloaminopeptidase activity; zinc ion binding
Source: RefSeq, a predicted model, not a curated record